Molecule: messenger RNA, 1815 nt
Organism: Auanema sp. JU1783
Lineage: Eukaryota; Metazoa; Nematoda; Chromadorea; Rhabditida; Rhabditidae
Source: the annotation of a GenBank genome assembly
AUGAGGCUCGCGUGUGAGUCGUUAGCGGCUCGUUGUCUUCUCCUAAUUAUUUUAUUACCUUUUGUAUUGGCUAAAAGGAAAUUGAAAGAACAAGAAAUUAUUCAACGAGUUCUAAAGGAAUAUGAUUGGAGAGUUCGUCCCAGAGGCUUAAAUGCAUCAUGGCCAGAUACUGGUGGACCAGUACUGGUAACUGUGAAUAUCUAUUUACGGUCAAUAUCUAAGAUAGAUGAUGUUAAUAUGGAAUACAGUGCUCAAUUCACAUUUCGAGAAGAAUGGGUGGAUGCCCGAUUAGCUUAUGGACGGUAUGAAGAUGAGAACACAGAGGUUCCUCCUUUUGUUGUUUUGGCGACAAGUGAGAAUGCUGAUCAAUCACAACAAAUUUGGAUGCCAGAUACUUUCUUCCAAAAUGAAAAAGAAGCUCGAAGACAUUUGAUAGAUAAACCCAAUGUUCUUAUACGAAUACACAAAGAUGGAUCAAUUCUGUACUCUGUACGUUUAUCACUUGUAUUAUCCUGUCCUAUGUCAUUGGAAUUCUAUCCAUUAGAUCAUCAGAAUUGCCUUAUAGAUCUCGCAUCAUAUGCUUAUACUACACAAGAUAUUAAAUAUGAAUGGAAAGCUACAAAUCCUGUUCAACAGAAAGAUGGAUUACGUCAAUCGCUUCCAUCAUUCGAACUUCAAGAUGUUCUUACAGAUUACUGUACAUCAAAAACAAAUACUGGUGAAUAUUCAUGUCUUCGAACCAAGAUGAUACUUCGACGAGAAUUUAGUUAUUAUCUGCUUCAGCUGUAUAUCCCAUCUUUCAUGUUGGUUAUCGUUUCUUGGGUAUCAUUCUGGCUGGAUAAAGAUUCUGUUCCGGCACGGGUCACAUUAGGAGUUACAACAUUACUGACCAUGACUACACAGAGUUCUGGUAUUAACGCUAAACUGCCUCCUGUCAGUUAUACAAAGGCAAUUGAUGUGUGGAUUGGAGUUUGUUUAGCCUUUAUCUUCGGAGCUUUAUUGGAAUUUGCUCUCGUUAAUUAUGCUGCUCGAAAAGAUAUGACAAGUUGUGGGCAGCGAAUGCUACAACAGCUACCACAGGAUGGAGGUUAUCGCCCACUGGCCGGAAGUCAACCACGAACUUCAUUUUGUUGUAAAAUAUUUGUUCGUCGCUAUAAAGAGCGUUCAAAACGAAUAGAUGUUGUCUCUCGAUUGGUAUUUCCAAUAGGAUAUGCAUGUUUCAAUGGAGAAUAUAGCUGUGCUCGUGUAGAAUUGCGACUUCGACGUGAAUACAGUUAUUAUCUUAUUCAAUUAUACGUUCCCUGUAUUAUGCUUGUUGUUGUCUCCUGGGUAUCUUUCUGGUUGGAUAAGGAUGCAGUGCCAGCUCGAGUAUCAUUAGGAGUUACAACAUUGCUCACGAUGACAACACAAGCAAGUGGAAUAAAUUCUAAGCUGCCGCCUGUUUCAUAUAUUAAAGCUGUUGAUGUAUGGAUUGGCGUUUGUUUAGCCUUUAUCUUUGGAGCUUUAUUGGAAUAUGCCAUCGUUAACUACUAUGGACGUAAAGAGUUUUUACGCAAAGAAAAGAAUAAAAAAACUCGAAUUGAUGAUUGCGUGUGUCCAUCAGAUAGACCUCAGCUUCGAUUAGAUCUAUCAAAUUAUCGUCGAAAAGGAUUUCCUUUAUGGAAUCGAAUAAUGAACCUCAUAGGUCAAAAUGCUGAUUUGUCCCGACGAGUCGAUUUGUGUUCGCGAUUGACAUUUCCAACCUUUUUCACAUGUUUCUUAAUUUACUAUUACUUUUUCUACGUGUUGGGAUCAGAACUACGUUUGAAACAUUAA